This is a messenger RNA of Penicillium macrosclerotiorum, 2484 nucleotides long. Its product is annotated as SLM1 family PH domain-containing protein. The record is from RefSeq and is a predicted model, not a curated record. The coding region runs from base 1 to 2484 and encodes 827 amino acids. The transcript has 3 exons. NCBI's taxonomy places the organism in Eukaryota, Fungi, Ascomycota, Eurotiomycetes, Eurotiales, Aspergillaceae.
AUGGCCAUGGCCGCGCGGCCGCAGACCCCCGUGCAGGACGGCUACAUGAUCCCCCACCCGAACGACCCGGGGGUGCUUAAUCGCGGAUACGGCAAUUUGAGAACCUCCUCGCGACCGAGUUCCUACGCCGGCACGGGCUCGGCCUUUCAUUACAGUCACGGCGCCCUCGAUCAGCCUCAGAUCUCCCACAAUACCCGGUUCAAAGAGGACUUCGAAACUGCCAGCCAUCGCAGCUCCCUUCAGCUUGACGGGUCCGCCGCCGGUAUCCAGCGCUCCGUCUCGCUCAUGUCCCAGGGCCGCUCGCCCACACCGUCCCGCUCCAGUACCCUUCGUAAAAAGGCCUCUCUGAGCAAGAAGGGAAGCUUGCGACGCAAUGGCAGCCGUCGCUCCCUGCGUGCUGGUAGCGUCCGAAGCCUAAGCUUGGGCGAUCGGGAAAAGUACAAUGCCGAGGGCGUGGAUGAUGUCAACAGUGCCUUUAUGGCGCCGAUCCCGACCUCCGGGAACCCGACGGAGGUGCUGGCAAAUCGGUUUCAAGCCUGGCGCAAGAUUUUAAAGGACCUGAUUCUGUUCUUCAAGGAAGUACAGAAAUCCUACGAAACAAGAUCCAAACUAUUCUUAUCCGCUUCCCACGUGAUGAACAACCAGGUGAUUCCGCCGGCCUUCUUACAGUCAGGUGGCCUGGCCGAUGCGACGGAGAUCCUUCAGCACUUCCACCGCCAAGGAUAUACCGAGGCCAACAAGGCAGUCGAGGUCGAAAUCGAAGUCAUCAGCCAAUUGACUGGUCUCCGAAGCGACCUGCAGAAGAAAACGAAGGAGAUCAAGAGCCUGUCGGGAGAUUUCAAGAACACGGUUGAGAAGGAGAUUGACGGCACGCGCAAGGCUGUCCGUAACCUGCACGAGUCCCUUGGCCUGGUGGAUACCGAUCCCUCAGCAACAUCUGGCAAGGGAGAUCCGUUCCUGAUGCGCCUCAAUGUGGAACGACAGGUCGAGAAGCAGAUUGAGGAGGAGAAUUAUUUACAUCGGGCAUACCUGAAUCUGGAGAACUCAGGCCGUGAACUUGAAUCGAUUGUGGUCAGCGAGAUCCAAAAGGCAUACAAUGCCUACGCCAGUAUUCUUAAGCGCGAAGCCGACGAGGCAUACGACACCGUGGAGAAGCUACGUGCUGGCCCCAUUUCGAUGCCCCAGGAUCAUGAGUGGAAUGCAUUUGUCUCCAGCACCGAUGAGCUGGUCGAUCCCCGGAUUCCUCUACGAAACGUUGAAAACAUCACCUACUCUGGCAAGGAUCAUCCGGCCGCGGCCGAAAUUCGUGCCGGUAUGCUGGAGCGCAAGAGCAAGUACCUCAAGAGCUACACGCCUGGUUGGUACGUCUUGUCGCCGACUCACCUCCAUGAGUUCAAGUCGGCCGAUCGCGUGGCAUGGCAGACGCCCGUCAUGUCGCUAUACCUUCCGGAGCAGAAACUUGGCUCCCACUCCCAGGAGGAUUCAAGCUCGCAUAAAUUCAUGCUCAAGGGUCGGCAGACUGGUGCUAUGCACCGCGGCCACUCGUGGGUCUUCCGCGCCGAAUCACAUGAAACCAUGACAUCUUGGUACGAGGACAUCGAGAGUCUCAUCAGCAAGACGGGUGAGGCUCGCAAUGCCUUUGUGCGCCGCCAUGUACGGAGUGUGAGCGGUCGGUCCACAUACAGUGAAGUCAUGGACGACGACGAGGCGGACCAGACUCCAUACUCCGCCGAGUCCGUGGUUCUGGCCCAGGAGCGGCCCACUUCAGCCACCCGCCAGCCCGGCGGGGCCUUCCCGAGUGAUGUUCAGAUCGACCGCCACCUUCAAGCUCCCCUGUCCCCCUCCAGCGGCGCCAGUUCGUCUGGGCGUGACAUGAUUGCGGCUGCAGGAUCACUUCCUGAUGGCACGGGUGCGGCGACUGGAGCCUCCCGGUUCUAUGAUGGCGGUGACGCGGCCAAUGGAUCGCCACAGGCCAUGAACGCCAGCUCUGCCGAUCGUUCCCGGUCCCAGAUGAGUCGGCAUGACAGCUACUACGGCGAUUGGAUCAGCCCCGCCGCUAUUGUCGCGCAACAAAAGAAGAGCCAGCUGUCGGAGACGGCCAAUAUGGAUGACCGGGAAGUUCGAUCCGAUGGCGACCACAACUCAGUUGUCGCCAUGUCCGGCGUGCUCGAGGGCCGCAACCGCCGAGAAUCGUCUGCGCCUCCGCAAGUUGCCCGUCGAGAAAGCGUGUCCACGGCCCCCACGAACACCAACGUCACCGACUACACCAACAACACCCUAGCCACCUCGCUCGACGAGAGCCUCGAGCUGGGUCAGAAUGCAGCUGUGGCCUCCAGCUCCAUUCCCACCACUAACGGUCUGGAAGAUGGUCUUGGGGAUCACGCCAAAUCUGGGGCCGACCUUGUCCGCCCGAAGCAGGACAGCGUCGUGGCCAUUGACAUGAAGAUUCCCGGCCGGUACCCACCCACCAAUGUGGCGGCCUGA